Messenger RNA from Aureobasidium subglaciale EXF-2481, 3057 nucleotides. RefSeq lists its product as uncharacterized. The transcript has 4 exons. Gene Ontology annotation, biological process: cytoskeleton organization. Lineage: Eukaryota; Fungi; Ascomycota; Dothideomycetes; Dothideales; Saccotheciaceae. Gene Ontology annotation, cellular component: cytosol. The coding region runs from base 1 to 3057 and encodes 1018 amino acids. The record is from RefSeq and is a predicted model, not a curated record.
AUGGACGAGGUCGAAAACCCGGCAGUCAAGGCUCCUGAGGAAGAGAGCGACAGCAUCGUCACACCGGCAAAGGACACGGCCGAACAGCUGCACCUCGACAAUGCACCCGUGAUCCCACCCGCAGACUCGCCCACCGGUAACGACACGUCCAGCCGACCGCUGUUGAAUCGCAACUCGUCAGCGCCGCCGCCCAGGCCGCAGUCCCAAGUCUCGGACAUAGACCCCAGCCAGGAUCCUCCAGACUCUCUGACUCUUGCCCAACUCAAGAAUCUCCGUGCUGGCUUCCCUGUCCUACAGGCCCAUCUCCAACAGCCUGUUCCGCUAUCCUCCGUCUACGACUUCGAGUACCGCGACUCGCAAUCUUUUCCCGUUGAGCUCGAAGAAUGGUUUACCUACAGCGAGAAAGAGAGGGCCAAGUUAUGCCAAAUCAAUGCUGCAUUCGAACACGCUUGGAGGGCACACACUGCUAGAGACACCGUACCUGAUUGGACUGCCUCCCCUGAAAUGGGUAUGGCUUUUGUCGCAAAUCUGCUGCACGACCUACAGCUCGGCACUCCUCACCAAAAGAACCAAGCUCUCCAAGUCUUGACCUACAUUUCUCUGGGUACGUGGGAAGAGACUGCUGGUAGAGAGACGCCAAAUCCUUUCUUCGCAGUCCUAGGCUCAAACCAACCACAAGUCACGGCCGGCCUUCCCAACUAUGCCGGUGCUACUUAUCAAAUCCAAAUAAUGAUCAACACACUCUGCAUGCUAGCCCAGCAAGGUGCUGUGCCACUUGUCUAUGGCUUGAUGAAGUCGGUCUGUGAAAGAGAUCUCACUGCCUCUGCUCAGAACGAAGAUGCCUCCGCUUCACCAAAGUACACGGAGGGUGACGAAAGUAUCGAUGUUUGGUGCACACUUACUCUAGUCUAUCUUUUUGUCGAAUUGAGUCGCAUUUCUGAGGGCACACCGGACGCUCAUGUGUUGCACAGAGAACUUGCUUUAAUCAAGCCCGACUUGUUGAUCACUUGCACGAACAUGAUUGCCCAAAUGAGAUGGGACGAUUUUGCUCCUGUGCCACAGACAAAGAUCUUCUUGUUACUAUGGAAGACUAUCUUGAUCUCCUUUGGCGGUAUCGAGGCAGCCGAUAAAGUUAAGCAUUCUUUCCAAGAGAAUAUUGGCGAGAAAGACGAGCGAGGCCAUCCUCUCAUUACUGCUUCGCCCCUCGACUAUCAUCUCUUCAGACAAGAGAUUACAUCCAAGUAUCCUGCGUAUCAACCGCCGCCGCCACUAUUCGCGUUCGAGCCUGAGAAUAACACCAUCUUGCCUCCGCUUCGUCACAGACAAACAAAGAUCGAUAGCAAUGACAAUACUGCAUCGACAGGAACUGGUGUUCAUGGCUCUUCUAUCCUACAUCAAGCGGUUCAUAUCGCCACUCCAGCACCAUCGCCUCCACCUUCUCCUGCUGGUCCAGGAGGCAAAGGUGGUAAAAAGCAAAAUUAUCAGACCAAUCAGAUGUUCCCCUUCCUUUACCCACCAUUGGAUGAGUCAAGCAACGACUUAGGUGGUAAAGGCUCUACCGAAUUGCAAGAUGCCCUAGCAGGCAGAAAGUGGAGAGGAAGCGAUGUCCCUGCUUCAAUACUCGAAGCUGCAGAACUAUUCUCAAAACGAAUGAGAGCCACCAGAGCAAUGAAGCAGCUUUGGGACACCAGGAUUGACUACAUGAGAUCGGAGAGAGGCUGGUUCGAUGUCAACGUUGACUCUGACGUAGACCAAUUUGAUUUGUAUGAGCCUCAGACCAAUGGGGUCUCUCACUCUGACGACGAGGAGUCAUCGGAAUCACCAGAGAAACCAAAGAUACAAGAACCGCUGUCUGAGAACGAUAAGAUCUUGGAGGCAGUAGCAAAUUUCUAUCGCGAUGUUUUGCCACAAAUGCAGUCCGUCGUAUUUGUUUUGCUUAAGGGCAUGGCAAGAGUUUAUGCGGAUACUACCGCCAAUCCGCAAGCACCGGCUUUCGAGAACGGACAUGUCCCCGACGGCAUAUCAAUUUCUGCGGAACAAGUUGAUGCUUCACGGUCUACAGAAAUUACCGGCAAGGCUGUAUCGGCCAUUCUGCUGCUACUGCUGAAAUGGUUCAAGCUGUCGCAUGUUCUCCGAUUCGAGUAUCUGAAUCAGCUGCUUCUAGACUCUGGAUACAUUAUUGCAGUGCUGCGCAUAUGGCAAUGGCAAGAUAUAGGACGUGCCUGCCACUUUAUGCUCGACAGACCAGAACUCGACUUCUUCAGCUUCUGUCGCGCAAAUUCGCGGAACCCAAUUCCAUCCGAAUUUGUGGCGGUUGACGAUACCAUGGAAUCCGAAGACGAAGCUAUGCCCCCUCCGAUUAAGUUCCGCAGGGAGUCAGAAGCAAUCUCUGAAGUCUCUGCCAGCUCAGUGCCGCCAGACUACACCACCCACCCACCUGAAGUCGACGAACUCGGCUAUCCGACACAGAUACCUCCGCCAGCACCAAUCCAGACAUACUCCUACCGCAAUACUUUCACCUACAUCAACUAUUUGCGUGUGCUGCAAAAGAUUACUCGGCGCAAAGCACACCGCUCUUUACUCUUGGUGUCAUACAAAUCCUCCAACGUGCUGAAGAAAUCUCUUCGCGUCCCCGUGGACAUGAUGAGAUACUACACCCUCAAACUCUUCAAGACACAAGUCCCCUACUGCGGCAGAAAAUGGCGUCAAAGCAACAUGAAGAUCAUCACCGCAGUAUGGCUUUCCGUCCCCUCCGAACUUCGCGACGACUGGCUUUCCGGCGGCGGUGGCGGUAUGGGAGGAGCAGGACCUGGCGACGUAGAUGGCACGGUCGAGGAAGCUUUGCCUCUUGAACAGUCGUUGAGAAGUCUUACGCAUUGGUGGAAUGUACACCACUAUCCUGAUAAGAUGGGCGUAGAUAGGAAGUUGGUGACGGAAGAGCAAGACUUCUUUGCGAGGGAGCUUGAGAAGAUGGAUUUGGGGAGGAUGGAAGAGGAAAUGAUGGAGGAGAGUUUGAUUGAUGAUGCGUGGGCUCAGCCGAUGGAGGGGUAUGCUUAG